GGCACGCCCAGAGAGACGCACAGGGCACAAUCACACGAAGGGAGGAACUGAUGGAGCAGACACAUGACUGACUGCCCGGCGCUUUCUAAACCUGGAGGAAUACAGAAGAGUGAAGCUCAUACGCUGUGUGAGAUGACCGUGAAACUGGAAUUACCGCGCGCUCUGCCAUGCUGAGCAUCUCAUUCACACUCCUGCUGGCGCUCACCGCUCCUGCCCGCUGCUCCCACAGCUGGAGCGACGAAGAUCUCCUGCUUCCACCCAUCAACUCCUCCGGCAGAUUCCUGGCCAGCCUGGAGGUGGAUGUGGGCUACUCGAAGAGGUCCGUGGAGGAGCCCGAAGCCUCAUCGCAGUGCAAUGUGAGCGUGGAGAGCCUCCCCACCAAACUCGUGGCGCGCUGGGACAGCAACUUCGGCUUCCAGUGCGACGUGCUCCUCUACAGCACCAACAACCAUGGCAAGGCCUUCUUCUCCGCCGCCUUCAACCGCGCGAUCUCCCCGGUGUACAUCGAGCACCUGGGCGUCACGGGCGGCCAGCAAGAGUUCAGACUCUGCGUCGGAUGCGGACUGUCCAGAUACAGGAGAUUCAGGCGAGGCAGGUCAGAAGGUCAACAGAUGGGCGACUCCGUCCAUUUCUGCUGUCUGGAUUUCGCUCUGGAUGAGCUGAAGGGGGACAGGAGCUGGAGACUCAACCGCAAACCCAUCGAGUCAACUCUCGUGGCUUGUUUCAUGACUUUAGUCAUAAUAAUAUGGAGCGUCGCUGCCCUCAUAUGGCCGGUUCCCAUUAUCGCGGGAUUUUUGCCCAACGGAAUGGAGCAGAGAAGGCCGAGGUAAUAGAAUAGAAUAGAAUAAAAUAGAAUAGAAUAGAACAAAACAAAUUAACCCUGUUCAAUGACUUGCCAACUUUAACAUCUUAUGCUUAGUGCCCUUACUGUUACAUUGGCAUUUGCUUAAAUAGUGCUAUUCUUGUGUUUAAAAUAGCUAUAACA
Molecule: messenger RNA, 985 nt
Organism: Xyrauchen texanus (razorback sucker)
Lineage: Eukaryota; Metazoa; Chordata; Actinopteri; Cypriniformes; Catostomidae
Product: transmembrane protein 158
Exons: 1
Coding region: 168-830 (220 amino acids)
Source: RefSeq, a predicted model, not a curated record